Calliphora vicina (urban bluebottle blowfly) is the source of this 1260-nucleotide messenger RNA. It is a transcript of the gene IFT46, whose product is annotated as intraflagellar transport 46. Gene Ontology annotation, biological process: cilium assembly; intraciliary transport. The coding region runs from base 1 to 1197 and encodes 398 amino acids. NCBI's taxonomy places the organism in Eukaryota, Metazoa, Arthropoda, Insecta, Diptera, Calliphoridae. The record is from RefSeq and is a predicted model, not a curated record. Gene Ontology annotation, cellular component: intraciliary transport particle B; centrosome; motile cilium. The transcript has 2 exons.
AUGAAUUACUAUGAUGAAGAGAUUGCCAUAAGCGGUGGUGAUAUAAAACCACCCAACAAUGUCAAGGUAGAACGCAUAUCUAGCAGAGGAAGCAAUAGUGACAAAGGAAAUUCAAUGGCCAGCGGAAGAUCAACCGCACAACAGGGAGGUAUCUCAAUGGUUAACAGGACUAGACAAAGGACAAUGAUUCAUGGCAAUUCUACGGACGAUGAUGGUUUGUUGCAAGGCAUCAUAGAUCAUGACGACGAGGAUGAUGAAGACGAAGAUAGUGAUCUACAUGUACCAAAUGCUCCAGCCAUACAACCCUUAGAUAAGCAGCAGCAACAUAAAUUAGCUAGGCACAAUGAUUUGCCACGUUCUCAUGGCCUUCCUGGAAGUUCGAGAAUUAUGAAUUUACCCUCAGCUAAAGCUUUAGAUAUUGAUACAGAACCCUCGGAAACAGAAUCCGAGGAGGGCAGCCAUCGUUUCAAGGGCGCUGCCAUGGGUCAUGCCCCAACCUCUGAGACUCAAAUUUCAAUAACACCUGACAAAUGGGAAAAUUUAUCUUUGGAUCGUGAAAUUAAGGAAUUAUUUCCUUAUAUUUUGAAAUACACACCACAAAAUAUAGAAACGCCUUAUCAUUUACAACCAUUUGUACCGGAGUACGUACCGGCUGUAGGAGAUGUCGAUGCCUUUCUUAAAGUUACCGAACCUCCGCUUUUAAAGCCUCAACGUUCCAAAGAAAUGCAAGAACAUCUCCACAAAUUGGGUUUAUACUUCCUAGAUGAGCCGUCAGGUACUCAAAGUGAACCGAGUCUGCUUAAUAUGAAACUACGCUCUGCAUUGACGGGUAGCAGCAAAAAUGCUCGCUCCACUUCUGCUCAAAUGGUGCCCUUUGCUAAAUCGAGCAAAGAUAUCGAUAAGUGGAUAAAUGAAGUUGAACAAGUUCAUAUGUCUCAAUCUGUUUACGAUGCCCAACCCCGCAAGGAUAUUGAAAACAUGAUAAUUGACUGGCCACGUUCGUAUGCAGAAGCCACAGGCGCCGCACAGGAAGCUUAUCAACAAUGUCUAACCGAACAACACACACUCGCCGACUAUGUACGUAUUCUGUGUCAACAAUUUGCCAUUGAGGGACCACUCGAGACGCAAGCGGACUACUUAUUAAGUGUACAAACAUUAUUCGCUUUGUAUUUGGCUGCCAAUCAGGCAUGGGAAUAAUGGUUGCAAAUGCUUCAUUUGGCUUUACCUUUGUUGGUAUUACAUUCAACUUCUACUACUGUU